This is a messenger RNA of Labeo rohita (rohu), 9803 nucleotides long. It is a transcript of the gene itpr1b, whose product is annotated as inositol 1,4,5-trisphosphate receptor, type 1b. The record is from RefSeq and is a predicted model, not a curated record. Gene Ontology annotation, molecular function: inositol 1,4,5-trisphosphate-gated calcium channel activity; inositol 1,4,5 trisphosphate binding. Gene Ontology annotation, biological process: calcium ion transmembrane transport. NCBI's taxonomy places the organism in Eukaryota, Metazoa, Chordata, Actinopteri, Cypriniformes, Cyprinidae. Gene Ontology annotation, cellular component: membrane; endoplasmic reticulum.
GCUCAUGUGGAGGUGGUGAGAAAGCGGACAAGUGCGGACAAAAUCCAACUGGCAACUAGACGCCGCGAUUUUCAAUUGGGGGACUUUCGCAUAUCAUGGAAUUAUACGAGGAAUCCCGGCCGGAGCAGUUCUGCCGCUGACUACAUCGCCAGUGCUUUAUUCCCGACACGGUCUCCUUCUGAAGAAGGCACACCGCAAAGUGGAGCAAAAUGUCUGACAAAAUGUCCAGUUUCCUCCACAUCGGGGACAUCUGCUCCCUGUAUGCGGAGGGAUCCACCAAUGGAUUUAUCAGCACUUUAGGUCUGGUGGACGACCGCUGUGUGGUGCAACCAGAAUCCGGGGACCUAAACAACCCUCCUAAGAAAUUUCGAGACUGUCUGUUCAAGUUGUGUCCAAUGAACAGGUACUCAGCCCAGAAACAGUUCUGGAAAGCAGCAAAACCUGGUGGAAACAGCACCACAGACACUGUACUACUCAACAAAUUACAUCAUGCUGCUGAUCUAGAGAAGAAACAGAAUGAAUCCGAAAACCGGAAGCUGCUGGGAACGGUGAUACAGUACGGAAAUGUUAUUCAGCUGCUGCAUUUAAAAAGCAAUAAGUACCUUACGGUCAAUAAACGACUGCCUGCUUUGCUGGAGAAGAAUGCCAUGCGUGUGACUCUGGACUCGGCUGGAAAUGAAGGCUCCUGGUUUUACAUACAACCCUUUUACAAACUCCGCUCCAUAGGAGACAGUGUUGUGAUUGGGGAUAAAGUGGUUUUGAAUCCCGUAAACGCAGGACAGCCUCUACACGCCAGCAGCCAUCAGUUGGUGGACAAUCCUGGCUGCAAUGAGGUGAACUCGGUGAACUGCAACACUAGCUGGAAGAUUGUUUUAUUUAUGAAAUGGAGUGACAACAAGGAAGUCAUUCUUAAAGGAGGUGAUGUGGUUCGGCUGUUUCAUGCCGAGCAGGAGAAGUUUCUCACUUGCGAUGAACACAGGAAGAAGCAAUAUGUGUUCCUGCGAACCACCGGCCGCCAGUCCGCCACCUCUGCCACCAGCAGCAAAGCAUUGUGGGAAGUGGAGGUGGUUCAGCAUGACCCGUGUCGUGGUGGCGCUGGUUACUGGAAUAGUCUUUUCAGGUUUAAACACUUGGCCACAGGACACUACCUGGCAGCAGAGGUGAGUGAGGUGUGUUCUACUAGCUCGGGAUCCUCCCUCAGCUGUUCCCAGAUCAGCACUAACCUCUCCCACUGGGUUAAUCCUGACUAUGAGGAAGAGUCGCAAGAAUCGCGUUCAUCCGUGGCAGAUUUUUCACCCUUCAACUUCCAGCUGGACUCAGAGCAUGAGGCUCUGCGAGCACGUCUCCGAACGCCCAACGAGAAGGUCAUGUACACCCUCGUGUCCGUCCCAGACGGCAAUGACAUCUCCUCCAUAUUUGAGCUGGAUCCCACCACCCUCAGAGGAGGAGACUCACUUGUACCCAGGAACUCAUAUGUGAGACUGAGGCACUUGUGCACCAAUACAUGGGUCCACAGCACCAACAACCCCAUCGACAAAGAGGAGGAGAAGCCAGUUAUGUUACGGAUUGGUACAUCAGCUGUCAAAGAAGAUAAAGAGGCCUUCGCUAUUGUGCCAGUUCCUCCUGCGGAGGUGAGGGACCUGGACUUUGCCAACGAUGCCAGUAAAGUGUUGGCAUCCAUCGCUGGCAAGCUGGAAAAGGGCACAAUCACCCAGAAUGAAAGAAGGUUUGUCACUAAGCUUCUCGAGGAUCUUGUGUUUUUUGUGGUGGACAUUCCCAACAAUGGACAGGAUGUUUUGGAGAUCAUGGUCAAUAAACCCAACCGUGAACGGCAGAAACUCAUGAGAGAGCAGAAUAUCUUAAAACAAAUCUUCAAGCUGCUUCAGGCCCCGUUCACAGACAGCGGCGAUGGUCCCAUGUUGCGUCUGGAGGAGCUGAGUGACCAGAGACACGCCCCCUUCAGGCACAUCUGCAGACUGUGCUACCGUGUGCUGCGACAUUCACAGCAGGACUACAGAAAGAACCAGGAAUACAUCGCCAAGCAGUUCCGCUUCAUGCAGAAACAGAUCGGCUACGAUGUGUUGGCCGAAGAUACAAUAACGGCCCUCCUCCACAACAACCGCAAACUCUUGGAGAAGCACAUCACGGCGGCAGAAAUUGACACGUUUGUCAGCCUUGUGAGGAAAAACCGUGAACCAAGGUUUCUGGACUACCUGUCUGAUUUGUGUGUGUCCAUGAAUAAGUCCAUCCCAGUGACUCAGGAGCUGAUCUGUAACGCGGUGCUGAAUCCCGCCAACGCCGACAUCCUUAUAGAGACCAAACUGGUGUUGUCUCGGUUUGAGGUCGAGUCUGGAGAGGGUCCUGUGGAGUCCGAGGAAGAUGAGGAAGAGGUGUGGUUGUUUUGGAAGGACAGCGGUAAGGAGAUCAAGAGUAAGAGCAUCAGAGAGCUGGCACAGGAUGCUAAAGAAGGCCAGAAAGAGGACCAGGAGGUCAUUAGCUACUACAGAUACCAGCUGAACCUGUUUGCACGGAUGUGUUUGGACCGCCAGUACUUGGCCAUUGAGAAGAUAUCAGGCCAGCUGGAUGUGGAUCUGAUCCUGCGCUGCAUGUCAGAUGAAGACCUGCCCUACGACCUCCGCGCCUCGUUCUGUCGGCUGAUGCUUCACAUGCAUGUCGACCGUGAUCCGCAGGAACAGGUCAUGCCUGUGAAAUACGCCAGGCUGUGGUCUGAGAUCCCAUCCAAAAUUGCCAUCGAUGAUUACGAUAACGAUGGAACCAGUCGAGACGAGAUAAAGGAACGCUUUUCGCUCACUAUGGAUUUUGUGGAGAACUACCUCAGAGAUGUGGUCUGUCAAAAUGUUCCUUUCUCUGAUAAAGAGAAAAACAAACUCACUUUUGAAGUUGUGAAUUUAGCAAGAAACCUUAUUUACUUUGGCUUUUACAACUUCAGUGACUUGUUGCGUUUGACUAAGAUCCUGUUGGCCAUUUUGGACUGUGUUCAUGUCAGCACCAUCUAUCCCGUAAACAAAAUGGAAAAAGGAGACGAAUCCAAAACAGGUAGCAAUGUAAUGAGAUCCAUCCAUGGUGUUGGGGAACUGAUGACUCAGGUGGUCCUCAGAGGAGGUGGAUUUUUACCCACAACCCCCACAACACCUCCAGAUGGUGAUGUGGUGAAGACCCAGACAGAACCAGAGAAGGAAGACAUUCUGGUGAUGGACACCAAACUAAAGAUCAUAGAGAUCCUACAGUUUAUUCUGAAUGUCCGACUGGACUACAGGAUCUCCUGCUUGCUUUGCAUCUUCAAGCGUGAGUUUGACGAGAGCAACACGCAAACUGAUGCAGCGCCUUCUGCAAAUGCAGACGGGCCCAACAGUAUCCCAGCUUUGGACUUCGAGAACAUUGAAGAGCAAGCAGAAGGAAUUUUUGGUGGAAGUGAGGAGAACACACCCCUGGAUCUCGAUGACCAUGGCGGAAGAACGUUUUUGAGGGUUCUGCUGCACCUCACCAUGCACGACUAUCCACCGCUUGUGUCUGGAGCGCUACAUCUGCUCUUCAGACACUUCAGCCAGAGACAAGAAGUGCUCAUGGCUUUCAAACAGGUCCAGCUUCUAGUGACCAGUCAGGAUGUUGACAACUACAAGCAGAUCAAAUCAGACCUUGACCAGCUACGAUCUAAUGUGGAAAAAUCUGAGCUCUGGGUGUACAAGCGACAGGGCGAUGAAAGCAUGGAUGGAGGGGACGGACUCCCAGCAGAGUCUGACCACAAAAAGAAGAGGGACUCUGGUUCGGGCAAAAAAAAGACAGAUGGGAAUGGCAGUGACAAUUACAGAGACGUGAAGGAGAUCCUCUUGCGUCUCAGCAAACUGUGUGUACAGGAAGGACCCUCAGGGAAGAAGAGUAAGAAACAGCAGCAGAGGCUCUUGAGGAAUAUGGGAGCUCAUUCAGUGGUGCUUGAGCUGCUGCAGAUCCCUUAUGAGAAGGGUGAGGAUGUCCGAAUGCAAGAGAUCAUGAAACUGGCUCAUGAGUUUCUUCAGAACUUCUGCGCAGGCAACCAGCAGAACCAGGCUCUGCUCCACAAACACAUCAACCUGUUCCUCAACCCUGGGAUCCUGGAGGCCGUCACCAUGCAGCACAUAUUCAUGAACAACUUUCAGCUGUGCAGUGAGAUGAACGAGCGUGUCGUGCAGCACUUCGUCCACUGCAUCGAGACCCACGGCAGACACGUGCAGUACCUGAAGUUCCUGCAGACUAUCGUCAAGGCUGAGAACAAAUUUAUCAAGAAAUGCCAGGAUAUUGUAAUGGCCGAGUUGGUGAACUCUGGAGAGGAUGUGCUGGUCUUUUACAACGACCGGGCCUCCUUCCAGACUCUGGUCCAGAUGAUGCGCUCGGAGCGCGAUCGGAUGGAUGAAAACAGCCCCCUCAUGUACCACAUCCACCUCGUGGAACUGCUAGCCGUCUGCACGGAGGGCAAAAACGUCUACACUGAGAUCAAGUGCAACUCCCUGCUGCCAUUGGAUGAUAUUGUCCGUGUGGUAACACACAAAGAUUGCAUCCCUGAGGUCAAAAUUGCGUAUAUCAACUUCCUGAACCAUUGCUACGUGGACACAGAGGUCGAAAUGAAGGAGAUCUACACCAGCAACCACAUGUGGAAGCUCUUUGAGAACUUUCUGGUCGACAUAUGCAGGGUCUGCAACAAUACAAGCGACCGCAAACAUGCUGACACAACGUUGGAAAACUACGUGACAGAAACCGUAAUGAGUAUCGUGACGACAUUUUUUAGCUCGCCUUUCUCCGACCAGAGCACUAGUUUACAGACCCGCCAGCCUGUGUUUGUGCAGCUCCUGCAGGGGGUUUUCAGAGUUUACCACUGUAACUGGCUCGUUCCUGCCCAGAAAGCCUCUGUGGAGAGCUGUAUUAAGGUUCUGUCUGAUGUGGCCAAGAGCAGAGCGAUCGCCAUCCCGGUGGACUUGGACAGCCAGGUGAACAACCUCUUUGUGAAAUCCAACAAUGUUGUACAGAAAACCAUCCUCAACUGGAGGCUGUCCGCUCGCAACGCGUCCAGAAGAGACUCGACGCUCACCACUUCCAAAGAUUACAGGAACAUCAUUGAGAGGCUGCAGGACAUUGUGUCUGCUCUGGAGGAUCGUCUGCGGCCUCUGGUUCAAGCUGAGCUCUCUGUGUUGGUGGACGUACUGCAUCGCCCAGAGCUGCUCUUCCCCGAAAACACAGACGCCAGGAGGAAAUGCGAAAGUGGAGGCUUUAUUUCUAAAUUAAUAAAACACACUAAACAGCUUUUAGAGGAAAACGAGGAGCGUUUGUGUAUAAAAGUCCUGCAGACGCUUCGAGAAAUGAUGACGAAAGACCGUGGCUAUGGGGAAAAGCUAAUUGCCUUUGAUGAUGAGCUGGAUGUAGCUGAGCUUGCACCCCCACCAGAACCAGAGGUCCCAGCAGAGGAGCUUGAUCCAAACCAGCCCCAGAAGCAACUGGAGGAUCAAAGAAGGAGUGAAGCUUUGAGGCAAGUCCUGGUGAACCGUUACUAUGGCAACUUCAAGCCGGGUGGCAGACGAGACAGUUUGACCAAUUUCAGCAACGGGCCGCUCACCCCCGGCGGACAGACCAAGACUCCUACAGGAGGUGGUGGGGGUUCAACGAGCAGUCGAGGGGAGAUGAGCCUGGCUGAAGUGCAGUGUCAUCUGGAUCGAGAGGGUGCGUCUGACCUGGUCAUUGACCUCAUCAUGAACGCCACAAGUGACCGAAUCUUCCAGGAAAGCAUCCUGCUGGCCAUCGCUUUGCUGGAGGGAGGAAACCCUGUCAUACAGCGGUCAUUUUUCUGUCGUCUGACGGGUGACAGUAAAUCAGAGAAGUUCUUCAAAGUGUUUUACGAGCGGAUGAAGUUGGCCCAGCAAGAGAUCAAGGCAACUGUGACGGUCAACACCAGCGAUCUGGGCAGCAAGCGCAAAGACGAGGACACCAACGACAAGGACGCCCAAACACGCAAAAAAGUCAAGGAUGUUGCAGUAGUAACCGAGGAAGUGCGAGAGCAACUUAUCGAAGCUUCUACGGCCACUAAGAAGGCCUUCACCGCUUACCGAAGGGAGGCGGACGCAGACGAGCAUCUGAAUGUGGCGGAAGGGCAGAGCAGCACAGGCGACAAGAACCAGGAUGACAAUGAGAUGAGUGUGAUCAUAACCAUCAUGCAGCCAAUUCUGCGCCUCCUGCAGCUGCUUUGUGAAAACCACAACCGCGAACUGCAGAACUUCCUUCGUUGUCAGAACAACAAAAACAACUACAACCUGGUGUGUGAGACACUGCAGUUUCUGGAUUGUAUAUGUGGCAGCACUACAGGAGGUCUGGGGCUGCUGGGUCUCUACAUUAAUGAGAAGAACGUCGCUCUUAUAAACCAGACGGUGGAGAGCCUGACGGAGUACUGCCAGGGGCCUUGCCAUGAAAACCAGAAUUGUAUUGCCACACAUGAAUGUAAUGGCAUUGACAUAAUCAUCGCUCUCAUCCUCAACGACAUCAACCCUCUCGGAAAAAAGAGGAUGGACUUGGUCCUGGAGCUCAAGAAUAACGCCUCAAAGCUUCUGCUCGCCAUCAUGGAAAGCCGGCACGACAGUGAGAAUGCAGAGAGGAUCUUGUAUAACAUGAGGCCUAAAGAACUGGUGGAGGUGAUCAAAAAGGCCUACAUGCAGGGAGAAAUUGAGGUAGAGCACACAGACGAUGAUGAGAAUGGUGAGGAAGAACACGCCGCUUCUCCGCGAAAUGUGGGUCACAACAUCUACAUCCUGGCUCAUCAGCUAGCCAGACACAACAAGGAACUCCAGGCCAUGCUGAAGCCAGGAGGGACUUAUGGGGAGGGAGAUGAAGCUUUGGAGUUCUACGCCAAACACACAGCACAAAUCGAGAUCGUCCGCCUGGAUCGCACAAUGGAGCAGAUUGUUUUUCCCGUCCCCAACAUUUGCGAAUUCCUAACCCAGGAGUCCAAACUCCGCGUGUAUUACACCACGGAGCGUGACGAGCAGGGCAGCAAGAUCAACGACUUCUUCUUACGCUCCGAAGACCUCUUCAACGAGAUGAACUGGCAGAAGAAGCUGCGAGCUCAGCCCAUCCUGUACUGGUGUUCCCGUAACAUGUCCUUUUGGAGCAGCAUCUCCUUUAAUCUCGCCGUCCUCAUGAACCUGUUGGUAGCAUUCUUCUAUCCACUAGAAGGAGUGCGUGGAGGCACCCUGGAGCCACACCUCUCUGCACUGCUUUGGGCGGCAAUGUUGGUGUCGUUGGCCAUAGUUAUAGUACUACCCCAACCUCACGGGAUUCGGGCGCUUAUCGCUUCCACCAUAUUACGCCUCAUAUUUUCGGUCGGCCUGGAGCCCACACUGUUUCUCCUCGGGGCCUUCAAUGUGUGCAAUAAGGUGAUUUUCCUAAUGAGUUUUGUGGGAAAUCGCGGUACGUUCACGAGAGGAUACAAGGCCAUGAUCAUGGAUGUGGAGUUCCUGUAUCAUCUGCUUUACCUCAUCAUAUGCAGCCUUGGAGUCUUUGUUCACGUCUUCUUCUACAGCUUGCUUCUCUUUGACCUGAUCUACCGAGAAGAGACGCUUUUAAACGUCAUCAAGAGUGUUACCAGGAAUGGCCGCUCGAUCGUUUUGACCGCUGUGCUGGCUCUCAUCCUGGUCUACCUCUUCUCCAUCGUUGGAUACAUCAUUUUCAAGGAUGACUUCAUCCUGACCGUCGACAGGAUAUCCAAUAAAACUCUUGAGCAAUCCACCAGUAAGAUGGGAGAGUUCCUGGCAGGCGCGGUGUGUCGGAAAGAGGAGAACUGUUCCACGGAGACCAUGAUGGAUGCUGUGGGAGUGCAGUCGACUGCGGUCGUGAUUGAGGAUAAGGAGAGGACGUGCGACUCGCUGCUAAUGUGUAUUGUCACUGUAUUGAGCCACGGCCUGCGGAGCGGUGGUGGGGUCGGAGAUGUUCUGCGGAAACCUUCUAAAGAGGAGCCUCUGUUUGCAGCCCGUGUGAUCUACGACCUUCUCUUCUUCUUCAUGGUCAUCAUCAUCGUCCUCAACCUCAUUUUUGGAGUCAUCAUUGACACCUUUGCUGACCUGAGAAGUGAAAAGCAGAAGAAAGAGGAGGUUCUGAAAACAACUUGCUUUAUUUGUGGUUUGGAAAGGGACAAGUUUGACAACAAAACAGUGACAUUUGAGGAGCACAUUAAGGUGGAGCACAACAUGUGGCAUUAUCUCUUCUUCAUCGUGCUGGUGAAAGUAAAAGACUCCACCGAGUUCACAGGGCCUGAGAGUUAUGUGGCCGAAAUGAUUCGGGAACACAACUUGGACUGGUUUCCGCGCAUGCGGGCCAUGUCUCUGGUUAGCAGCGACGCUGAGGGUGAACAGAACGAGAUCAGGAAUCUCCAGGAGAAACUUGAAUCCACCAUGAAACUUGUCUCGAACCUGUCAGGCCAACUCACUGAACUAAAGGAACAGAUGACAGAGCAGAGGAAACAGAAACAGAGGAUCGGGCUACUGGGACACCCCCAACACAUGAACGUGAACCCCCAGCAGCCCGCCUGAACCCCCCCCGUUCCUCUGGCCAAGUGUUCUACAGCGGUUUCAUGCAGGCAUCGCAUCAGCCUUUCCGUGUGCGUGUGUGUGCGAACGUGUGCGUGUCAAGACAUCACAGACACAUCAUCACCACAACCUGCUGUGUACACCCAAAAUAAAUGGCUGUAGGCCACCAGGGAAGUUUCACCCCCUUCUUCGCAUCCAUUCGAGUGCCAAAUGUUGCUGUGUGUUAAAGAGGAAGUGAAUUUGCAUCACUCACCCUUCCACAGGAUGAAAAUGAGCUACCGCACGACUUACGAACAUGUGUUGCAGCCUGUAGAUGCUGCUUGGACACACACAUCCUUUUGUAUUGACCCAUAGCAGUCAGUAUUUGAUGUCUUAUUUUUGUAUUUUGUGCAAUAUUAAUACUUUAAUAUGCAACUACAUCUGUACAUUAUGUCUUAAAGGGACGGUGCAGUUUUUUGUUUUUUUUUGGUUCUUUUGCUUUAUGAUUGUAAUGAUAUACAUUAGAACCCAGGUAUUUGUAGGAAUACUGUUUGCGAAGUCAAAUACAAUAUAUGUGUAUGGGGAAAAAAGCCUUUUUUUCGUAUUUAAGUUAAUUUAUUUAUAUAAAAAACGCUUAAAGGAGAUGCUUACAUGCUGCCAAUUUAGAGUUCUUUAAUUCUCACAAAUAAAAUCAGGUUCUGUUUGGUAUUUAGAAGCUCUUUAUUAUGGCUUUUGUUUGUGCUGUCAGAUUUAUGACCUUAGAAGUCAUAUACAGAGUAAUAAUAGAUGAACGUUUUAAGUAAUUAAGGUUUUUUUUCUGUCUUAAAAUCUUAAAAUGCACUAAAAUAAUUGAACUCAUAUCAUUCCUGUCAUUAUAGAGCCAUGUUAAUUGUGCCUGUUGUAUAUUCCUGCAAGCGCAGGAUUAAUAUUUGCUGACAAAAGCAAUCUCUGUCACAUUUUUUCUAGACUAUUUCAUUUUAGCUGAGCAAAUCAGAUCACUUUCUUAAUACUAUUGUUUUUUUUUCCCUUUAUUUAAUUUUUCUUGUAAUACAUGUAUAUAUGUCUGCAAGUUUUUGCUUUUAUAUAGAGAAAUACAGUUUCAUAGCAUCUGAAUAAUUAGCAGCAGCACUGUUGUUGAAAAAUAAGCCUACUGCUGAUUUAAUAGGUAAAUAUAUAUACAUAUAUAUAUAUAUAUAUAUAUAAUUCUAUGAGACUGUAAAUUAAUUUAGUGAUAUUUAAUAAAAUAUGUAUUUCUUGUUCAAAGGA